Messenger RNA from Rotaria socialis, 2097 nucleotides. Lineage: Eukaryota; Metazoa; Rotifera; Eurotatoria; Philodinida; Philodinidae. The record is from the annotation of a GenBank genome assembly.
AUGAACACCACUUUAACGAAAAAACCGAACACUGUCUCUGCUAGCAACUUUAAAAAAAGUUCAACUUCUGUUCAUAAUGGCAGUAAACAAGAGAAGCCUAUGACAGUGAACAUCGUCUCAAAUCAUUCUACAACUCGAUUGAUCGAGAAUUGUAUUGUUAUUUGGUUGGAUUCGAAUAUAAAUGAGACCAAUGGUGACUAUCAAAAGUCUAUUAAUAGCUUACGAAAUAUUGUCAACACGAUAAAAACAUUCACGAAUACCAACUCCUGUAUCGAUUACCUAAUUCAAAUAAAGGAUGAAAAAAUAUUUAUAAUCGUAUCGGGUGCUCUUGCUCAAACAAUUGUACCACACAUUCAAGGUAUAUCCAAACUCGAUUCGAUCUAUGUGUUUUGUGCUAAUAAGUCAAAGCAUGAAUUGUGGAUAAAUGAAUGGAGCAAGGUGAAAGGAGUUUUUACGCAGAUCGAACUCAUUUGCCAUGCACUUAAACGAGAUACUCAACAAUGUGAUAGAAAUUUAAUACCCAUUAGUGUCCUCGCUGCGAUGAAUCCAUUGAACAAAAAUUUGAAUGAACUCGAUCAAUCAUUCAUGUACUCUCAACUUCUCAAAGAGAUUCUUGUCGAAUUAAAAGACGAAGGCAAUCUAAAAAGGCAACUGAUAGAGUUUUGCCGGAGCCAGUACGUUGGCAACACUACUGAAUUGAAGAUCAUCGACGAAUUUAAAGAAAUGUAUGAGCAACAUUCACCUAUAUGGUGGUAUACUCGUGAAUGUUUCGCUUAUUCCAUGUUGAACAAAGCGCUUCGUACCCAAGAUAUCGAAAUCAUUAUCAAGAUGAGUUUUUUCAUACGCGAUCUACAGGUACAACUUCGACAGCUCCAUUCAGCAUCCGACAAUCCUUAUUCACUAACUGUUUAUCGUGGUCAGGGCAUGUUACAAGAUGAAUUCGAAAGAGUUCAACAGAGCAAAGGUGGUCUACUUUCAUUCAACAAUUUCUUAUCGACAAGUAUCGAUCGACGAGUUUCUCUUCAAUUCGCCAAAAUGGCACAACAUAAUCCUGAUUUGGCAGCGAUUCUGUUUCGAUUGGAGAUCAAUUGCGCGCUGACGUCGACUCCAUUCGCUCAAUUGGACAACAUUAGUUAUUAUGCAGAAUCUGAAAAAGAGGUACUUUUCUCGAUGCAUACCGUAUUUCGUAUUGGUGAGAUAGAACAAAUCGAAAAUGGUCUAUGGCAAGUGGAACUAAUAUUGACAGGUGAUAAGGACGAACAAUUGAAUCGUCUCACAGAACGUCUCAGAAAGGAGAUUGGACCGGGAACUGGAUGGUAUCGAUUGAGUCAACUAAUGAUCAAAAUGGGUAAAUUUGACAAGGCCAAGGAAGUUUCUAUAGCACUACUCAAUUCAACAUCUGAUAGCGACGCAAGAACGAUUGCUGUCUGUCAUCAUCAACUUGGAUGCAUAAGCGACGAGAACGGCGAUCUAACAGAUGCUCUUACUCACUACAAGCAAUCUCUUGAUAUCAGUCUGACCUAUCUAUUGCCAGAUGAUCCUUCAUUGUCUUCAACCUAUUCAAAUAUGGGUAGUAUAUACAAAAAGCAAGGUGACCUCAACGUAGCUCUAGAAUAUUUCCAGCGUGCGCUCAACAUUGAUCAUCACGUCACUCAACCUGAUCAACUUCAGAUUGCUACCCAUUACAAUAAUAUUGGUCUCGUUCUUAAACAGCAAGACAAAUUCGACGAAGCACUAGAAUACUAUGAACGUGCACUGGAAAUCAAGCUCAAUCAUCUUUCACCACGUCACCCAUCAUUGGCUACCACGUAUAGCAAUAUCAGUGGGAUUCAUCAGUCGAGAAAAGACUAUUCGAAGGCACUUUUGUUUCUUGAGAAAACACUUGAAAUCAAACAAAGAUCUCUUCCAGCCAACCACCCAUCGCUAAUCGUAACUUACCGCAACAUAGCAACAGUAUUAGAUAGUCUUCAUCGAUAUAAAGAAGCUGCUGAGCAUGCACAGCACGCAGUUAAUAUUGCACGACAAGUAUUUGAACCUGACCAUUUGGAAGUAAAAGAUAAUCAAGAGUUCCUCGAUGAACUUCGUCAAAAAUUCUGA